GUAUAUACCAGGGAGGCAAUUUGUGUGUGUGACCAACAACUUUGGAACGAACAGGGGAGCAAGGUCAACGACUUUUUCAAAAGGACCAACAAGCUCCACAAAGAAAUGGAGUGUCAGAAAGACCUGAGAAAUCGAACGGUCCAAUAUAAGAUAGCUCGUCACAUGGGUCUAUGUCCAGUAUCUCGUUCUACCUUGCCUUCUGUCUCAACAUGAUGGUGGUCUUUCUCUACCCCUUCAACAAGGGCUCCAAUUACAUCAACUCUAUGGAUUUGAAGACGUUCAUGUUGCUAUGGAUGGUGUUGAUUGCUUCUAUACUACUACUAAUCUAUGGAGACAGGAAACACAUCAAGCGCUACUCUGUGUCUUUAGCGGCACUGGCUGUUAUCAGGAGUCUGGUUACCUUGGGGAUGCAGCCGACACUAUUCCUGCUCGGAUUCUUACAGCUUGUCAACAAAGGCGUGUUCAUAGUGAGUCUAUUAUCAAAUCGUGGCAUCCUUCGUAAGCUGUGGACUGUUAGACCACGACGGGCCACAAAACAUUAUUUUCAGUUUAUUCGUGAGCUGAGCUCUGACCUCUUCUUCAGUCCCCACCUCCCUUAUCAUUGGAUGCAGUUCACAUUCUGUUUCCUGGGGUUCAGUAUACACGAGUUCUUCUACUGGGUACUGCUGAUUGACAUAGUCUAUCGCUACGACACGCUGAUGAACGUGAUCAACAGUGUUCUCAGGAACUACCAGUCCAUUCUCCUCACUACCAUACUCGCCAUUAUCAUCAUCUAUCUCUACGCCAUCAUCGGAUACUUGUUCUUCGCAGAUGAUUUUAGACUGGUCACUAACCCCCUCCCAAUGAUUGCCGGGGAGUGUCAAGCUGAUGGUGUAGGUUGCAGCGAUUCCCCUGCAGAGUGGCCGGUAGUGAUGGAGAAGAGCUGUGAUACUCUAUUCAACUGUUUCAUGACCACCAUUAAAGAGGGCCUGAGGGCAGGGGGAGGGAUCAGUGAUGUCCUCAGGAAACCAUCUAGUCAGGACCGUCUGUAUCACCUGCGGACAGCCUUUGACCUCACCUUCUUUUUCAUCGUCAUAGUGAUUAUCAUCCAGAACCUCAUCUUUGGCGUCAUCAUCGACACCUUUGCUGCCCUCAGGGCUGAGAAGGACCACAAGGAAGAGGUGCUCAAGAACACAUGCUUCAUCUGUGGUCUCCCGCGAGGUGCCUUUGAGAACAAAGACGUGACGUUCCACAAACACAUUAUUCAGGAGCACAACGUUUGGCACUACCUCUACUUUAUAGUGCACCUCAAGACUAAAGACACCACUGAGUUCACUGGACCAGAGAGCUACGUAUUCAAGAUGAUACAGCCUUCAUUCAACAUCAUCAAUGCUGAAUAUGCUGAUGGGAGUGAUGCUAGGCCAGGCUCCUCUUCACAAGGAAAAGCUCCGGACUUGGAAUGGUUUCCACGAUUGCGAUGUAUGUCGCUACUAAAUCCUGAAGAGGUUGAACAGGAGCAGUACGAAAUGAGAGACCUUCAACUGCAGUUACUCGAGACCAACAUGCUCGUCAAGAGCCUGUCAGUCCAGCUCAACGACCUUAAAGAGCGGAUGAUAGCUCAGCGAAAGAUGCAACAACACAGAACGCUGCAAGACCGGUUACCAGGCAACGCUCCACAACACGUUCGAAUGUCAUCUUAUCCAAUGGGACCCUAGUGAUCAUUCUUCUUAUUUGUCCAAUUUGAUUUUGAUUUCGUAUAAUUAUUGUGAUGAACUUGGUAGAUUAACAACUGCUUUGUUUCAUUACAUUUUCUCCACUAGGAAUUCAUAUUAUUAUUCAUUAGUGUAUUUUUACUAUGUCUUGUACAAUCUAUUGUAACAAUGUUGUCUAUCAAUUACUGUCAUUUAAUUUAAUUUGUUGCAUCUCUGAAAAUCAAUGCAGUGCGGUGUCAAUUGCAUAUUGCACUGUGGUCA
Messenger RNA from Halichondria panicea, 1952 nucleotides. Its product is annotated as inositol 1,4,5-trisphosphate receptor type 1-like. The record is from RefSeq and is a predicted model, not a curated record. Gene Ontology annotation, cellular component: membrane. Gene Ontology annotation, molecular function: monoatomic ion channel activity. The transcript has 10 exons. Lineage: Eukaryota; Metazoa; Porifera; Demospongiae; Suberitida; Halichondriidae. The coding region runs from base 171 to 1694 and encodes 507 amino acids. Gene Ontology annotation, biological process: calcium ion transport; transmembrane transport.